Molecule: messenger RNA, 1341 nt
Organism: Danaus chrysippus (African queen)
Lineage: Eukaryota; Metazoa; Arthropoda; Insecta; Lepidoptera; Nymphalidae
Source: the annotation of a GenBank genome assembly
AUGUCCCUCAAAGUUUUAAGCGCCGGCUGUCUGUUAUGGCUUUUUCUUAUAGGAAUAGUGAGAAGCGAUGAUGAAAGCAGGAUUUCAUUCACGUCUGAUGAAUUGAAAAAGGACGGCCUGGCUGAUGCUGUUAAUGAUUUUGGUUACAAGAUAAUGACCAAAAUGAUAAAUGAGAAUUCUGAUAAAAACAUCGCUUUAUCCCCAACUGGUGUUGCCGGUUUACUAGCCAUGAGUCUACUGGGCAGCGUGGGGAGGUCAUAUGAUGAACUGGCGCAGGUACUCGGAUUUUCUCAAGAUGUGAGCAAGAAUCGUCAGAAUCACGAGAUGUUUGGGGAACUGUUGAAUGAUUUAAAUAACAAUGAAACAUCUAGCAGAACUAUAUUCUCGGACGCUCUAUUCAUCGAAGGGAAAUCAAAUCUCAGAGAGGCGUAUAGGAGUUACUUGUCAAGGGUUUACAACGGCGACGCCAUUGCUGUCGACUUUUCUGACAGAAGUACAGUUAGGGCAUUAAUUAAUGAAUGGGUUAGUAACAUGACUAAAGGAAAAAUUCCGGAUUUCCUUAAAGAAUCACUGCCAGCUGACACAAGGGCGGUGUUACUUAGCGCUUUAUAUUUUAUUGGACAGUGGGAAACCCCGUUCUUACCCGAGUACACGUUAAAAAUGAAUUUUACGACACCCAAGAACGAAGUUGAGGCUGACAUGAUGUUGAACUUAGGAAACUUCAAACACUUCUACUCCAUAGAAGAAGGUGUUCACAUGGUAGCCCUUCCUUAUAACGAUAGCAUCACAACUAUGUAUGUUUUAAAACCCAGACGACCUGACAAACAGAGUAUAAAUGAAUUAUUAAACAGCCUUAAUUACACAAGAAUAAAUAAAAUGAUCGAAGAAAUGUGCAAUCGAAAGUCCAUAAUAAGAUUUCCCAAAAUGGACCUCAAGGUUCACGCAAAUUUGGAAGAAGCUUUAAAACAAUUAGGCAUUCAAUCAAUGUUUAUUCCGGGCCAAGCGAAUUUCGCUCUUAUGAUAGAUGGGUCAAAGGCUAUAAACAAAACGGAAGAGGAAUUAUUGACAAGAAUUAAUGAUGGCGACGGACUGUCAAAAAUUAAAGAUUUAAAAAGCCUAAUCGAUGCACUCCCGAAUCCCGGAGUUUAUGUGGACUCCAUAUUGCACGAUGUCCGAAUAACUAUAGAUGAAUAUGGGACGGAAGCGGUCGCAGCGACAAGUGGUAUUUUGGCAAGGACGGCUGAGACGUUUUAUGCAAAUACGCCAUUCUACAUGUUCAUAAGAAAUGAGAAAACUAAACUAGUCACCUUCAGUGCUGUUGUCUAUGAUCCUACUACUUGA